This is a messenger RNA of Aphanomyces astaci, 1713 nucleotides long. RefSeq lists its product as hypothetical. The transcript has 2 exons. Bases 80 to 1648 code for a protein of 522 amino acids. Lineage: Eukaryota; Oomycota; Saprolegniomycetes; Saprolegniales; Verrucalvaceae. The record is from RefSeq and is a predicted model, not a curated record.
AAGCUUCCAAAAUCGACGACCCCCGAAUAAGGCCGUUUCGCCACGUUGGCCCUGAGUGGGCGAAUGUGAUCAUUCGAAGAUGAGCAGCGUAGGAAAUGGUCAUGGUGGGUGUGCCCCGAGCACGUGUGACGACAUCCUCCUGCAGUCGCAGAUCCUUCUCGAUCUGGACCCGGAUGUUAACCUUCACGUUGCCGUCUCCCGCGACUACGCGCAGUCAUCGCUGGGGUCGACCUUGCAAUGCAUGGAUCCAAUUUCGCCCAAUGAGUGGGUAUGCUUGGGUUGCUUCGCCACGGGCACGAUCGUACCACUUCAACAACACGCACAGUCGAGAUUGGCCCGCGACCUGCUGGCGCAUCAUGCGAUCCUACCCGAGAGGGACAGCCAUCGUUCGGUACAGCUCGUGAUGACUCAUAUGGUGGCAUGGGAGCACCUCGACGCCUUCAAAGUCCUGCUGCGCGAUGCCACGACCGAAGUCCACACCGUCCACGGCGGGUACACCCGCGUGCACUUGAACGAAUCGACGGCAGCCCGCAACGCCAACAGCCAUGCGCUGUGUGCGGUGGUUGUGCACGUGGACCGCGUGCAGAGUCUGAUUUCGUGGAUGUGCUGUGGUCGCAACGCUCAAAUCAAGCUCGGGUGUCCGGCGCUGUGUGUGCAAAAGUCGGCGUUCAGCGUCGUGUUGGCGCCAUUCGCUCCCCCGUCGUCACCCGUCCGUCCCGAGGCGGCGGCGACGUCCUCCGUCUCGUGCGACGACCUACUCUUGGAAGAGUGCGCCGACGACGACGUCAUGUGGGUAGACUUCGACAACCCCCUCUCCAUUAUGGACAAAGUGGCGAUGGCACCGCCAGCCAACCGAACGCAGUCGCCGACCGCUGUGGAGUUUGCCGACGACGAGCUGUGGACCAUGUCGGACGAGUUUGCCGUGUUGCCGUCCAUUGCGUGCCUGGUUCCAACACCUGCAGACCAACAACUCCCCCAGCCACAGGUGCACCUGCCGGCUUCACCUAGCCAGCAGCGCCUCUACUACGACCAUGUUGACCACCAUGACAACCUAGACUCGUUGGCCGUAGCUACGUUCGUCGACGACGACGGCAUGCCGCUCGAGUUUAAAACGCUGUACUACCGCAACAACAAAAAAGGCGGCGUGCGCAAUCUCCGAUGCUUUCCGCACUGCAAGCGCGGGCACCACUCGACCACUAGCUUUUGCGGCACCAACUUGAAAGUGCAGUUCCAUCGCCGCCAUCACCCCGCCAUCACCGUGAUGCCGCCGCUGUCGACCGAGUCGACUGCCGUUGUCGUCGCGUUUGGCCGGUUUCGCAACUUUGUCGAGCCGGUCGAAGAGUUUUCAGCGGGGAUGUGGGUACCCCAAGCAGACAUUUACCACGCGGUACGCUCCAAGGACCACCCCAAGGCCAUGUGGCUGCAGACCAAGUGCGUCGAACCGCUCCUGUUUGAAAUCCGUCCAUCGGGGCGGUCGCUGUCGUGGCACUACGGCUUCCACGGCGCGGCCCUUCACAAAGCCAUGGUCCACUGCAUCGAAGUCGUCUUCUUCGAGACGCGGGCGGCCGCCGCCACGACAUUUCAGUGCGUGGGGGUCGUACAGUCCCCGCGCUUUCGCAUCGUGUCGAGUCGGUCCCGAGAAUCGUGAUUGAAUAUGCCAUUGUCCAUCGUAUUAUAAUAUUUAAAAUACAAAAAAUUCGAUUAAGACUCCAG